Messenger RNA from Liolophura sinensis, 2081 nucleotides. Its product is annotated as BTB/POZ domain-containing protein 3-like. Gene Ontology annotation, molecular function: protein binding. Gene Ontology annotation, cellular component: cytosol. Gene Ontology annotation, biological process: neurogenesis. The record is from RefSeq and is a predicted model, not a curated record. The coding region runs from base 19 to 1377 and encodes 452 amino acids. The transcript has 2 exons. Lineage: Eukaryota; Metazoa; Mollusca; Polyplacophora; Chitonida; Chitonidae.
GACACCGAAAUCAGUAAAAUGGAAGACUGGCAGUUGGGGAAAAACAUAGUGAGCAGUUUGGAGUAUGCCCUGGAUAACAAUCAUUUGUCUGACGUCGAGUUUCAUUUUGUGGAAGAAGACCCUGUUGUGUCCCUAAUGGCUCAUAAGCUUAUACUGUCGCUGAGGAGUCCAGUUUUCCAGGCAAUGUUUUUUGGUCCUGUGGCUGGGGAAUGUGGUAAAAUAGAGAUACAUGACAUCGAAUCAUCCGCCUUUGCUGAGUUACUGAGAUACAUAUACACGGACGAGGUUGUCCUAUGUCAAGAGGAUGUGUUGGAUGUGCUAAGUGCUUCUCACAAGUACUUCAUCACGGGUUUGGUACAGAAGUGUUCAAAGUUUCUCAUCAGGACCAUCAGCAUGACUAACGUCUGUGAACUUCUGGAGAAAGCCACGCUUUUCGGGGUAAAGGACCUUCAACAUCACUGUUUAGUUUUUAUUGACUUACACACGAAGGAGGUGUUGAAAACGGACGGUUUUCUCUCGCUGUCUCGCUCUACUGUGGAACGAAUUCUUGCCGCCAAUACCCUCCAUGCUGACGAAUUUAUCAUUUACCAAGCCAUACAGGCAUGGGUUGUGGCAGAGUGCAAUCGACAUUCGCUCGACUGCACCGUUUUCGAAAACAGGCGAGUCCUGGCGGAACCUCUUGUUAAUUUAAUACGGUUUCCAUUGAUUUCCCCCCAAAAGUUUUCCGAGGAGAUUGUUGGCAGUUCUUUAAACUUGUUAACACCCCAGGAAACAAUCAAUCUAUUCCAGAUAUUUACUAGGAAGUUGUCCAAUCCACACGACAUCUUUUGUCAGCCACGCAAAGAGGAGAUGACCCUGACCAUUUCUAGGUUUGAAGAAGACGGGCGGUGUCGAUUUUGGUGCCAGGGAAUAGAAGAUAAAUUCCAGUUCACCACUAACACCGAACUUGUGCUGUCAGGUAUUACAGUUAAGGGCAGCAUUCAGCGUUGUGGGUGUUUUGGUUUUAUGAAAGGUUCAGUCCAAAUUCUGGAAUAUAACAAGGAUGAGUCAGUCAUUCUGGGCCUAAAACAUCUCGAUCACAAGCAAAAUCCUUUAAUACGCUCUCACCAGCAAAGUUCUGCAAAGGAAAUCUUAUAUGAUAUUUUCAUUGAUUUCAGAGAGUUUUCAAUUUUUAUCACACCUGGGAAGAAUUACGGCGUCCAUUUAACAAUUGAAAGAAAAUUGGAGGAAUGUGAUUGCAAUGAGAUAUGCGAUUGUUACGACUUCGUUUCUAACAGGUACCCUAAAGAGGAAGUUCACGCAGGUGAAGUGACCACAACUUUUCAAAACAGCGGCGAAGCCGUAGUGAAAAAACUUCUGUUUAAUUAUUGGCGAUAAAUAUAAUGACGAAAGUGUGGAAUUGCGAAUCUUUCAGUGUUUAUGGUUAUGAGGAAUGAUUCAUUGAUGAUUUCAAGUGGAUUCCGAAAAUGACACACCGGAAGUAUCCGCUAUCCACACAAUUUUAAUUUUUACUGUAGGUGCUAGUGAAUUUGGGCCUAGGGACAUUUCUGGCUUUUUCAUGCGUCCUUCCUUAGAACAAGCUUUUUGAAUAACCCCUUGAAUGCUUUUUGAUUGUAAAUCUAUGUUAUAUUUUCACAGAAUAUAAAUGGUUAAUUUAAAAUAUCGUUCCGAAAUCCAAAUUGGGUCAUUGUUGGACGCCAACCUGCGAAACAGAUAUAUUACAGAAUGUGUGUAUUCAGUAUGCCAGUAAUACAACAAGAGGGUUGGAAACACACCAAAUGGGUCACAUCCAUUUUGUUCAUUCUUCUGAUAAACUUUUAAUCUGCAAAUCUUACGAGGCCUUGGGAUAUACGCAAGUAGUGUUAGAUGAACCGGAAACACGAUGUGGCGUCACUCGUACCUCAAACUCAUAGGCCUAAAAGACAAAAAGAUCUUCGCAAGAAAGGAAUGAAAGGAGUGUUAUCGGGUUGUAGAAAUAACUCGCGUUUGAUUAGUUGAACUGGAUGACAUGCCGACUCUUCGAUUUUCUCACUGAAGUUGCUUAUUGCUAAUUGUGUGGCAGUAUAUUGGUUAUGCAACAU